CAGGAGCUGCCCAGGCACUGGUGAGCAGGGCUGUCACUCAGUGCCAGCUGACUUGGACAUAGGCUCUCUAGAGAGCGGUGGGCGGGGUUUCCACUCAACACCCUCCUGUCUCUAACUCAAAGUCUGUGAGUCACUGACUGCACAACCCAUCAAUCCCAUUAACUGCCUUGUGCAGGCAGGCAGUCAGUGAGGCUGUGCUGCCGCCGCCGCCGCCGCCGCCGCCGCCUUGGGCUUCCCUGCUCCCGGGGCACGGGCUCCUCCUGCGUCUGGGGUCCCAGCCCUCCCCGAGCGCGACUUGCUCCUGUUCUUGCUGGUGUCGGCGCCUCCUUCUCCUGUCCGCUCGCUCUCGCCGCCGCCGCCGCCGCUACAUGGCUAGCUGGUUGUACUGGCCACAUACGGUGCCAUAUCCUCCUUCACAGCUGCAGUACCAACUUCCCUCCCAGCUAGUCUCCCUCCUUGGCAGAGGCUGUACUGCAAAGUGAUGGGAUAGACUAAAGCAAAAGCCACUUCAGGACUUGGGGCGCCUGCAUUUUGGUCAUUGUCAGCCUGGAUCGUCCCUUCCCUUCUUUUUGUCAUACCCCUUUCCCUCCCCCUGCCUUUAAGGCUCUUGUUUUCUUUCGUGUUUUUCGUGCUUGCCCACCCCUCCCCUAGCUCUCCCUGCUCCCCUUUUUUUAGUUGAUUCCCUUCUGUUUCGCCUUGUCGUAUGAGCCUGGGUUGUUGAAUUCUUCUGGAAAGGAUAUAUGUUGGGGAAAGGAGGAAAGCGGAAGUUUGAUGAGCAUGAAGAUGGGCUGGAAGGCAAAGUGGUGUCUCCUACUGAUGGUCCAUCUAAGGUGUCUUACACCUUACAGCGCCAGACUAUCUUCAACAUUUCCCUUAUGAAACUUUAUAACCACAGGUCAUUAACAGAGCCAAGCUUGCAAAAGACAGUUUUAAUUAACAACAUGCUGAGGCGAAUCCAGGAGGAACUCAAACAGGAAGGUAGCUUGAGGCCCGUGUUCAUCACCACUUCACAGCCUCCGGAUCCUCUUGGAGAAAACUUCCGAGAGAUUCAGCCUGCCUUUAGCCAUCUGGCCUCUCCGCCAGUCCAUUCCACUGACUCAGCAAGCACUACACCACUGGAGUCUUGCCUCACCCCGGCCUCUCUCCUUGAGGAUGACACUUUUUGCACUUCCCAGACUAUCCCACAAGAUGGUCCUACAAAACUACCACCUCCAGCUAUCCAACCAGUAAAAGACAGUUUCUCCUCGGCCUUGGAUGAAAUUGAGGAGCUCUGUCCAACACCUACCUCCGCUGAGGCAGUACCAGCUACAGCAACAGCAGAAACAACAGCAUCCGAUAACUCUAAGGCGAACUCCAGUGAAUCCAGCAUUCAGAAAUCUGAGGGAGUACAGGAGAACAGAAUAAAUGAACCUAAACUAAUGGACUCUUUACCUGGAAAUUUUGAGAUCACAACAUCUACAGGUUUCCUUACAGACUUGACCUUGGAUGAUAUUCUCUUUGCUGACAUUGAUACUUCUAUGUAUGAUUUUGACCCUUGCACAUCUACUACUGGGGCUGCCUCAAAAAUGGCUCCUGUCUCCGCAGAUGACCUCCUAAAAACUCUGGCUCCCUACAGCACCCAGCCAGUAACCCCCAAUCAGCCUUUCAAAAUGGACCUUACAGAACUGGAUCAUAUAAUGGAGGUGCUUGUAGGGUCUUAAAUAUAGCAACUUCCCCCCUCCCCCAAUGUACCAGUAUAAACACUUGGUAGUAUUUUCACAACCUCCCCCCUCCAUACAAAUCUGUUCAGACACACACACACCCCACUGUGCAUGCAUCUUUGCUUGUCUUUUUCUAAAGAGGAUCACACUAGUUUUUGCUUCAUGCAGAGUUGGAGUGCCUUCAUCCAUGUAUGACCACUUUUAAUGUAUUUUUGAAAGUGGUUCCUCAAGGGAGACCUGAAAUCCUGAUAAUAGGAAAAGAUGCAUAUUGUAAACAAUAUUAAUAUGUUUGACAGAAAAUAAUUAUAAAAGCUAAGCACAAGGAUUAUGUUGGGGAAAAGCUGUAAAUUGCAUGUGCAUAUUUGUCUAUUUUUUCUAUAAGUUUUAUUGCAAGAGGUUAAAAUAUUAUUUAGUUAAUUGCAGUACCUUUUUGGCAUUUUAGCCCUGUCUAGGUCGACAUAGCAAUUCAGCCUUUUUAGAGGUAUUAACUAUUCCUCUUUAAAUGUUGCAUUUACAUGGCUCUUAAAAAAACUGCUACCCAAAUUUAUUUUAUAUUUUUGUACAGAUUCUGCAAUUUAUGAUACUGAGGUCUUUUCUUAAAAAAAGAAAAAGAAAAAAAGAAAAUGCUAUUUAUACUCACACAGAAAAAGGAAAUAGCUAUUUUGGUAGGAUUUGCUCACCCAGUUCCUGCACACACCUUCUGAUGUACAAGAACUGCUUGUAGUUUUAUACAGACUUGUAGUAUUUUAUAAAUGUAUAAUGGUGCAAAGAGAAAUUUGGAUCAAAUCAUUCUACAUUUGGCCUCCCUGAAUCCAGACACACAUGCUUCAAGGAAAAGGCCAAGGGCUCUUCCCUUUUAAAGUUUCACAAAUAUUUACUCCCUACUGCUAACUACUGUGAUUUAACAAAAACCUUAGAGCCAUGUAUAUAUUCCAACACUGAUGUCAAACAGUUGGCAGGAAAUAGCUGUGAAACUUCAUUCUUAUUAAACUCCCUUCUCCUUCCUCCCUGCCCCACCCCAAAAAGGGUUAAGGGUACAUUUUUUAAAAAUAAUGAAUCAGAGCCUUUUAAAAAUAAAAAAUAAAAAAGUUGAAAACCUGACUUCAGCCACUAUCCAACAGAAAGUUAAGCAUUCUUAACCUCAUUGGCUUGGAAAGGCCCAUUGCUAUGAGCUCAACACUCCUUACCAGUCAUGGAGCAAAAGGUUAGGAUCCAAGCCAUAGAAAUUAACAGCUUAACUCUGUGUUGGAUUAUAGCCAUUGUAUUUGCAUCUACUUUUAGUGUCAUGAUUUAGUAAGUUGCAAUUGGUUUUAAAUGAAAACCUACCUACAAUGUGUCUGUAACUUUUUUUUUUCUUUAAAGGAUUUUUUUCUUCUUUUUGCCUGCAUACUAGCUAUGCUUACUUGAAAGUAAGUUGCAUUGAAGUCAGUGGAGCUUCCUUCCAUGGAAAUGUGUUUUUGGGUCUAGGGGGAAAAUAUUUUCUGCCCCUCUAAUGGUGUAAUGCUAAUAUACCUUAUUCCUUUGAAUUAGUCUUACCUUCCCCUUUUCUUGGAACAUAUUAUUAUUCACUGUGUUGAGAAGUGCUGGGGGGAAAAGCAAAUACAGUAUUACUGCAGUAAAAUCAUCUCUUAUCAGUACUGGAUGGACUCACUCAAAUAUCCAUUGCUGUCAAAACUGGAGCCGGCCAUGUUAUGAACACUUGGUAUCUUCUCUAGGGUUGGUGUCUUGAACUGACUAUAUUACCUGCUUUUCGCUUUACAAGGCCUGUUUUACAAUGAAUAGACAACUGCAACUCUAUGCAUGUCUGCUUCCCAAAGCAGUCUUCUCAUUACUGCACCUAUUGCAAUUCCCCCCCCUCUGUUUUCAUUGUGAUGUACAUUUACUUUAAAGAAAACUUGCAAUGUUAUCUAUCAUGCCUGUUGCUGAAAUUGCUAUGGCAUAUUAAUUUUAAAUGGUACUUAAUUGAGUGCAGGUUACAAACUAUAUUGUUGAUAUGCAUAUGGCUUCUUUAGGAAUAACUUUUAUAUUUAUUUAAGAAUUUUAAAUUAUGUUUUAUGUAAUUUGGCAAUAUUCAGUCAGUUCUGCUCACUUCUGGUCAUGGAUAAAAAAAUUGGGUCUUGCCUGCCUUUAAGAAGGCAGCUUUGUAAAACUGGCACUUUAGAACAGGCUAUAUCUAUUUAUUUCUAAUGAAUAUAAUGUGUUAUGUACACACAGUUCCUCAUUCCGCUACAUACCAACUUGGCAAUUAGAGAAUUGGUUGUCCCUACUAACGCAUCAUGCGUAAUUAUCAAUUAAAUCCUAAUCAGUCCACCUGUUUAAUAUUUAAUAUUUUGAAGAGUCGUUCUCACUCCAUGUGAAAUAACUGUUUGAAGUUUACUUCAAACAAGUUGCCUUGUUUCUGCUUUGCUACUCCGGAAAGCACCAUGUAUACAGCUAGUCAUGUAUAAAGCAUAAUGAUAAAAUAGCCUGUCACAUAAAACCUUGUAGUGGUGGAAUCCAGCCUUGCUAAUAGCGCCACAAAAGUUACUAGCACACAGCAAUUUUUACUAACCCAUUGACCCACCGAUCCCUGUACUCGCUUCCAAGUUAAAAAUCCUUCUCUGUGAGAUUAAGUUGGAAGUGAUGCUUAUAUGCCCCAGGCUACCAACCGAGUUGCUAGUUACAAACGUGGGUACAGAUACUGAAGAAUAGAGAGUACUUACCUGCAAUGCCAAGUAACAUCAGGCUAUUGCAUAGGCAUAGUCAACAAGUGUUACACUUAUCCCAAACAUCUCUUUGCUGGUGCAAUAUUAGGUUCAGGCUAAAAUCCAUACAGUUACAAGGAUCAUUUAGAAAAAUAACAGAGUGAAAAAACUAUGCUUUACCAUUGUUAAAAUCUGCUUUUACACUAACUUAGAAACAACUGCCCUCUUCUUAGGACUAGCUGAGUAUUUAAACAAGUACCAUAUGUUGGGCAAGAGUUCAAAUUAACAUCAUUUUAGAGGAAAGCAGUAAGCUGUUUUUCAAAAACUAACCCUUACCGUGCACAGAAAAUCCAUUUGAAACUUUUGUAGCUGAAGCUGGUCUUGGAACAUAAUUUGGUGCAAAUUGGUGGUAUAUGAGACCAGGAAAUGCAAUUGUCCUAUAGAAUUUUGUAUCAAAAUGACCAAGUGCUUUUUAUUUUGCAUUUUAGCCCUGGAAAAUAUGAACUGAAAUAACUUGCUCUUGGGUAGCUUUCUCCCUAGUGCAACCUCACCUCUGGGUUAGAUUUUAAGAGGUAAAGAUUUCUCUUCUGGCCUGCCCCCCCCCAAGGUAUAAUUACUGGGGGAAUUUUAUUUAGACUCACGUGCAAUGAAGUGACAAGAAGAGAGCAGAAUUAGAAAGAGCUUUUUGAAUUUGAAGUUACUUUGUUACUUUGUUAAUUUGUUAAUUUGAAGUGAUUUUUUUUCUAUUUCGUUUUUCAUAAAUUAUUUAUUCCUUUUUAUUUUUCCUUUUGUAAAUAUAUUUAUUUUAUUGUGAGGCUAACAACAUAUGGAUUGUAACAUGUGCAGAAUGUAUGGUAGGAAUGUGUUCUCUUGUAGGAAUGUAAAUCCACACAAGAGGGGGAUGAAAGUUAGAUUUGGAGAUUAACUGGGUUCUAUUCAGGAUACAUGUCAUUCACAAGAUUUCCCUUGUCCUUCUCCAGUUUCUUUACUCCUCCCUUUCUCUCUAUUAUGAGUAGAUCUGGUUGAAUAGAAAUAUGCAAAAAAAUUUUUUUUAUAAACUUAGUUAUGAAAAUUGAGCUGCUUUUGUAUUCUUGGUUACUUUUUUAAAGGGCCAGAUCCUGUUUCAAUCAGCCAAGCGCAACCUUGGUUUCAUUGAGGCUUUAAUGCAUCACCUUUGCCCCUUUAGAGACCUAAAGCAAUUUAUUCUUGCACUGGUGCUCAAGUUGGACAGGUGAGCUCAGGCAGCAUAGUCUGAGGCAUCUGGUGUAGGCUUCCUGGUCAUUCUAAACAUACACAUGGAAAGUGUGUUUACAUUUUCUUCCUCUCCAGGGAUUCACACAAGCAGAAUGGGCACCAGUUUCUGAACAGGGAAACCUGGUACGGCCCAUGCAGUGUCACCUAAGUUAUUGCUGAGCAGGAUGAGAGUAGGUUUCAGGUCAGCUUUCAAAGCACACAGUUAAGCAGGACGUUACAAUAAAACAAUCUGACCAACACACAAGAAGAAAUAACAAAUAUAUCCGAUCUUGAUCUGUUAAAAUUAGGAGCUGAUUAUGUGGAUCGCACCUUUGCUAUAUCGUCACUCAAAUGUUUAAAAGUAUUUUUAAAAGUGUUAAGCUGCUCUUGCAUUUUAGGUUUUCAGUUUGGAAAAGCAGCAGUUUAUGGUCAGGGAGUUGGGGUUGGGGGAUUGCACAAUCAAUUAACCAACCUAAGACUGGUCUUGACUUGCCACAUAAAAGUCAGCAAGUUGGUAGUCCCUCUGCCCCUUUCAAUAUUCUUUUUGGGCUAAUGUAGUAACACAACUGCCUGAAAAACACAAUUAGACGUUUUUGUUGCAUGAUUUCUUCUGAAAGGUGCAGAUGAUUCUAACACCACCAUGGAAAGAGUCUCCUCAUAGAUCAAGCCUGGCAAAUUCAAGUUCUCUUAUGUACGCACAUACUUGUCUACUGGCAUGGCCCUGGAGAAGCUCUCAGGACAAGGAAUAUAAUGACACAGUGGAUUUGCAGGUUUGCCCCCAUAUGAAUAACAUAACUUGCAUUGCCUUGACUAGGUUGUUGGGUGCUGUGUGGCUUGUGGAAAUCAACUGCCCCAGACUUUUGUACGUGGAACUGAGGGAGGAAAUCUUUGUGGGCAAAAAACAUGAGUUUAUUGAACAAAAUCUGUUUUAAGUAUGCCAUCACAAGUAAAGUAUGAUUACCGUUUGCCAUCACAGUUUUGCUGCUCUUCAAAAGAAUUUCCUAAUGCAAGUGAAGAGUGGCUUGUUUGUUAAGGCAAACAUAAAAACCAGACACACUUUCUAAGGUUUUGCAUAAACCAUGCUUCGAGACAGGACAAAAUAGCACUGAUAAACGUAGUAGUUAUUUAGAAGUAUAUUUUGUACUGGUUUGAAACAGCUAUCUAACUUCUACAAAGAUAGCUUAAUGCUAUAAGAUUGCCUCUUCAUCUUUUGUCUGUCUUACCCCGCAGACCCUGUGUUAAGAGUAAGAAUUCCCUAGGAGUAAGAAUUCCCCAGAGAAGUAGUCAGAGAGCGAAUCUAGGGAUCUAACCAUUCUAAUCACCCAAACUAAGCUACAAUUCAAAGAGUCUUUGGGUGGGGUGGGGUUAUACAAACCAGUAUAAAAGCAGUCAGAAUUUGAAGAUUACAUGUGCCCUAACUUCCAGCAUCCAGAUCUAUAGAACCACAAGCGCAUCAGUACUCUCAGAACUCUUUCCCCUCCCAUCCACCAUUCUUCCUUGUGCAGAACAGGAUGUCUGCUGAGGGAGAGCCGAGUGCCUGGCCAGAAUGUGGGAAAUGCUAGGUAUGAAGCCCUCUGCUGUGCCUGGGCAUAUCUGGAUCUGGUGGGUGCUACAUAGGCAAUCACAGGGGCUCAAUGUUAUAGAGUUUCCUUUCAUCACAGCUUCCUGUGUGGAAGAUUCCGGCACAUGUUGCCUUUACUGACUGCUCAUUUUUGCAGUGAGAUACAGAAUACAAUCUUAAUGUUUCAAACGUGACCAGUGUGAGAAUAAAUUGUACUAUAUGUGAUAUUCCUGAUGUCUUACAAAACCUGACUAAAGUUUACAGUUAAUAUAUAAUAAAAAGAGCAAAUGUCCUCCCCUGAGAAAUCAUUAUUCUAGAAUGUAAUUCUCUCUCUUUAACAAACAAAAAAAAAGCCCAAAGCCACACUCAAACAGUAUCUUGCUUUUAUGAAAUGUUUCAGUGCUUAUAAUAUUAUGGCUGAGCUUCUAUUCUGGAAACUUUAGCUCACAUUUUAUGGCCUUUUGUUUUUAAAUGUUAUGCUAAAAAUAAUCCUAAUUCAAAUUUUGGAUUUUGUUUAAAUUUAAAAAAACCCAACCUUUAAAAAAAUGUUGUAGAUGCUUAACAGUGUAAUCCAAACUAGACUCUCUGAAGGCAGAUAUUUGGAGGUGGGGGAGGAGAAAAGAUGUAAAUAGUCUAACACAUUUGGUGCAUGGUUGUUUAAACAGGGCUUGUUUUUGCCAAAAAAAGUGUUUUCUCCUCCCCCUGCCCCCCCCAACCACAGACCUUAGAGCUGUGCCUUUUCUAUGCAAUGUUACAGACAUAUACAUCUGAAACCAGAUUACUGUAUUCACUUGUAGGUAUGGGCUGUAAUAAAAAAAAGUUGGGCAAAUUACAUGGAAAUGAGCAGUCUUACUUUUGUAGUUUUAUAUUAUACAAUAAACAGUUCAAAAAGAAA
Messenger RNA from Rhineura floridana, 8073 nucleotides. RefSeq names its product SERTA domain containing 2 (gene SERTAD2). Gene Ontology annotation, cellular component: nucleus. Lineage: Eukaryota; Metazoa; Chordata; Lepidosauria; Squamata; Rhineuridae. Bases 741 to 1700 code for a protein of 319 amino acids. The transcript has 2 exons. The record is from RefSeq and is a predicted model, not a curated record. Gene Ontology annotation, molecular function: transcription regulator activity.